Priapulus caudatus is the source of this 1199-nucleotide messenger RNA. RefSeq names its product zinc finger MYND domain-containing protein 11-like. The transcript has 8 exons. Gene Ontology annotation, molecular function: transcription corepressor activity; protein binding. The coding region runs from base 1 to 1149 and encodes 382 amino acids. The record is from RefSeq and is a predicted model, not a curated record. NCBI's taxonomy places the organism in Eukaryota, Metazoa, Priapulida, Priapulimorpha, Priapulimorphida, Priapulidae. Gene Ontology annotation, biological process: regulation of transcription elongation by RNA polymerase II.
AUGACUGACGCUCGUUUCUCGCCAUAUUUUCAGCAGCAGACGAACGGCAAGUUGCCGACGAUGAAACCCAGACUGCUCAACAAGCUGCUGGGAUAUGUGAUCGUGCGGCUGAAGGAGAAGGCGCGGGACCUUCACCGAGUCUUCAACAAGGAGGAGGAGAUGUGGGCUUACCAGCUUCUCGUCUACAUGCCGAUGGACCUCAAUACGAUGGAACAGAAGGGGAAGGAAGGGAAGUACCACACACUGGAACAGUUCCACGCGGACGCACACAUACUGCUACACAACGUCAUAGUACUGUUCGGACAUUGGAUUGUGGCGCGAGUGAAGGAGGACUACGCCGUCGUGAAGCCGCCGGUGUCGUCGGGGGCGACGGCGGCGUCGACGCGACCAGUGCGCGUGCACAAGCGUCGCCGCACCCUCUACGACGAAGAAUACGGGGAGCAACCAACCUCCUCCUACCAGGCGCAGCAGAAGCGCGGCAAGAAGAGGAAGAAGAAGGAGGAGGCAGCCGCGGCGGCGGCGGUGGCUGCGGCGGCGGCGGCUGCUGCGGCGGCGGCGGCGGGGAAGGAGGAGGUGAAGGAGGAAGAGCCACCCGUGUUGAAACCUGUGAAGAAGUCGAAGAAACACAAGCAGACGCCGUCGCAGGAAGAGUCGUCGGACAUGGUGUCGUCGAGCGUAGAGGCCGGCGUGACCUCUGACCCGUCCGCCGUCAUCAGUUCGCUCGCGACGCAGACGCUGAAGAAGUGCGAGACAACAGGAAACAGCUGCUGCGAUGCCAGAGGGCGCCAGCUGCAGGAGAGACUGCAGGCAGACUUUGCAGCAGCGACAGAGAGGGCGCUAGCGGACCAGGCAGAGAAGAUGUUGCAGGAGAGGCAGAAGGCAUGUCUACAGCUGGAGGCACAGCUGGAGCAGGCUAGACAGGAGCUGAUACGCAGGCAGCAGGCGCACGAGGCAGAUAUAGAGGCGCUCGACCAGAAACACCGCGAAGUCGUUACCGACACCAAGAAACGCCAGUGGUGUAAUAAUUGCGAGGCGGAGGCGAUGUACCACUGCUGCUGGAACACGUCCUACUGCAGCAUACAGUGCCAGCAGGAGCACUGGAAGGAGCACAAGCGCACCUGCCGGCGCAAGCAGAGCAGCAAGCAGUGAACGCGGCGGCAGCGACGCCGGCGCCACCUACGGGUGCGAGGUCGCGGCGA